CGAAGAGGCGCGGCGGCGGCGCCUUCGCCCUGCCGGCGCCGGUGCGGGCGCCGGUGCGCGGGCGGCGAUGCGCUGCGGGCGGGCGGCGGCAGCGGCGGCGGGGGGGGGCCCGGCCUCCCCCCCGGCCCCGCGGUUCGGCGGCGGAGGGUAACGCGGAGCAGCGCUCGGCCAUGGGGUGCCUGCAGAGCGUGGCCUGCAAGGCGCGGGUGCGUCGGGAGCAGAUCGUGGUGUCGGACGUGUCGGCGACCAUCGAGCCGGCGGCUACCGCCAUCGAGGAGAGCUCGCCGGUGGUGCUGCGCUACCGCACGCCCUACUUCCGCGCCUCGGCCCGCGUCCUCAUGCCGCCCAUCGCCCGGCGCCACACCUGGGUGGUGGGCUGGAUCCAGGCCUGCAACCACAUGGAGUUCUACAACACCUACAGCGACCUCGGCGUGUCAAGCUGGGAGCUGCCCGACCUGCGAGAAGGAAGAGUAAAAGCCAUCAGCGAUUCGGAUGGCGUGAGCUACCCCUGGUACGGAAACACCACAGAAACCGUGACCCUGGUCGGGCCCACUAACAAGAUCUCCAGAUUCUCAGUGAGCAUGAAUGACAAUUUCUACCCCAGCGUGACGUGGGCUGUCCCUGUGAGCAACAGUAACGUGCCGCUGCUGACCAGGAUUAAAAGGGACCAGAGCUUUACUACGUGGCUGGUGGCCAUGAACACCACCACCAAGGAGAAGAUCAUCUUGCAGACUAUAAAGUGGAGGAUGCGAGUGGACAUCGAGGUUGAUCCCAUGCAGCUGCUGGGGCAGCGGGCACGGCUGGUGGGGAGGACUCAGCAGGAGCAGCCCCGGAUCCUCAGCAGGAUGGAGCCCAUCCCACCAAACGCACUAGUGAAGCCUAACGCCAACGAUGCCCAAGUCCUCAUGUGGAGACCCAAGCGAGGGCAGCCUAUAGUCGUGAUACCUCCCAAGUAGAGCGGCGCCGGGGUGUGUGCACGAGGGCCUGGGUGCUGUCAGCCUGCUGCAGACGGAUGGGGUUUCUGAGCCAAAGCAGAUCUCUCGGGUCCUCCAGCCUUUGUAGCUGCGCUUGGAAACGCAGCUUCUCCUCAGUCGGAAAGAGAGCCUGGCUGGCCCCGGGGGUGCGGAGGAGGGAUCGCUGAGCUGGAGGAUUUCCCAGGGAGCGGAAUCGAGUACUUCGAGGGGCUUGUGGCUGGGAAAGAGGCUGUCUGACCUGAACAGACUCGUCUUCCCUUGCAGGGCGAUGCAAGGAUUGUGAGUGCGAUUGAACCGUGCCUGUGGCAAACGCUGCUUUCCACUCAGCUGGAGGUAGAAGCGGAGGCCGCGCCCGCUGGGUGCGGAGGGCUCCUGUGGUGACCCUUCCCACCAGGGCGCGGGUGUCCCUGCAGUGUCUAUACCUAUGCAUUUCGGAUUGAUAAUCCACGUCUCGUCCUGCACGCUGGGACUGGGCGGGAGGGCCCAGGAGUGGCGCGGGUGCUGGUAGCGCCGGGGUGCUGAGCUGGAGCCCGGCGCUGGCUGGGGCUGCGGCCCAGGAGGGGUUUUCUGCAGCUGAGGGGGAGUGGGACACAUUUUGCAUGCGUCGGGGUGUGUUUGGAGUAGUUGUGAGUGUAGGAGAUGCCAUAGCUCUUUUCUGUCUUGGAGUGAGAUCUAAGGGCAGGUUAGAUGUCCUUUCGUUUUAAGGUGCACUAGUUCUUUGCAGUUCCUCAACCUCCCCGCCCCCAAAUCCCGCUGCCUUCUCUCACGGAAGCAAACCCCAUUCUCAGCCGAGUGAGAAAUCGGGAGCAGUCCCCGUUCACCCGGCCCAGGUGCUUGCUAACUGUGUGCAGGGGGUAGCCAAACCACCGUGGAGGCACCCCGGGACUCGCACGCUUCCACUGCAGGCACAAGUCCCUUGCAAGAAGUUGGGUGCUUGCUCAUUUCCCAUGCAAAUGCCAGCUCACGUGGAGACCCUCCUCCUCCUCAGCCACCCACAGAGUGGAGUGCUUAAAGGCAGGGAUGCCGGUGGAGGGGACAGCAUUGCCCCAGGCUCUGCAGGGAUGGGGGUCUCCUCUCUGUGGGUCGGAGGCAGGGGCGUGAGCAGAGGCUGUGUGGGGCAGGCCUGGGUUUGCCCGGGAAGGAGGAGCAGGCACUGCCUCCUGCUGCUGCAGGUGCUUGGGAGGCAGCAGGGGGCUUAGCUUGCCUUUCUCCUUGCCCCUUGCUGCCUGGAUGGCUGGCAUCGACUGGUCUGUGGUGUGGCACUGUGGGCUGCAACCUGCAAUUCCCAGUGUCUCGCCCUUGAGAUGCAGCAGAGGCGUAAGUCAUGGCUGUGCUGCCAGUGCCCCAGGCACCUGUUGCUCCCGGGUUACGGCUUUUGCUGCUUUCUCUGCUCCAUCCACCACCCCAGCGUGAGCCCUGUGACUCCUCUGGCUCGCACCCCUGCCUUCAUGCCAUGGGAGGUUUGCGCUGCCCUGGGGAUGCAGGUGAUUCCCACUGGGAGAGUCCCAUCUUCUGUCCUGCUGCCAGGAGAGCCCGGGGAGGAUGGCCGUGUUCGGCACUUGGGUGCAAAGCCUUU
Messenger RNA from Falco peregrinus (peregrine falcon), 2550 nucleotides. It is a transcript of the gene FAM78B, whose product is annotated as family with sequence similarity 78 member B. Lineage: Eukaryota; Metazoa; Chordata; Aves; Falconiformes; Falconidae. The transcript has 2 exons. Bases 171 to 956 code for a protein of 261 amino acids. The record is from RefSeq and is a predicted model, not a curated record.